Molecule: messenger RNA, 565 nt
Organism: Triticum aestivum (bread wheat)
Lineage: Eukaryota; Viridiplantae; Streptophyta; Magnoliopsida; Poales; Poaceae
Exons: 2
Coding region: 74-451 (125 amino acids)
Biological process (GO): cell fate determination
Source: RefSeq, a predicted model, not a curated record
CGUUCGCCUAUUAAUAGCCCGGCAUUUGCCAUUGGCGAGGUAAAUCAAAACAAUCAUACUACUAGAGAUCAGCAUGGAGAUCAAGCCAGAAGUGAUUCUCGUGGCCUGUUUGUUAUUCGGCAUCAGCAACAGAGGCAGUGCAGCAGGGUGCAGAACUUCAGAUCUUGUUGUCACCUCGCACACCUACCCGGAUCCGGGGGGAAGGCCAGUGCAAUACAAGAAGCUGGUGAACAACUGCGAUUGCACGCAGAAGAACGUGAAGCUGGCGUGCCCGAGGUUCAACUCUUCCAUCGAGGUCUACCCGGACACAGCCAUCAAGCCGGACGGCGACGGCAAGCUUUGCUCCCUCUAUGCCGGCCGCCCAGUUGGGCCUAAGGAGAAGGCCUUCUUCGACAUCCACUCAAGUACCCAGUUCAGCUUCCAGCCCGUCUCCACUACCAUUGUAUGUUAGGUACUGCGAAUAAAUGAUGUCAUGGCCAUAUCAGAAAUAUGCCUCCAUAGCGACAAAAACGGUGUAUUUCUGAAUAAAGUUCUUAGUUCUUACCAUCGUACUGUAUUAAAUUCA